Juglans microcarpa x Juglans regia is the source of this 1158-nucleotide messenger RNA. RefSeq lists its product as uncharacterized. Bases 1 to 1158 code for a protein of 385 amino acids. The transcript is spliced from 4 exons. NCBI's taxonomy places the organism in Eukaryota, Viridiplantae, Streptophyta, Magnoliopsida, Fagales, Juglandaceae. The record is from RefSeq and is a predicted model, not a curated record.
AUGUGGAAAUGGGUGUCAUUUCUCCAUGAAGCGGUAGACCAAAGGAAAGUGUCAAAAAGGUUGGUUUCUGGUUCGAGAAAAAGGAAAAAGGGUGCUAGCGAAGAAGAAGAGAUAGAGGAGCUCGAUGGUAGUUUGGCCAAGUGGCACAUCAUCACCUUGUCUGCUACGUACAAGGAUGAGGUCUCUACAACAGAUAGAUCGGUGGUGGCUGGGAGCAAUGAAGAUUAUAAGAAAGGGGGUCUUGCAAUUCUAUGGGGAAGGGAAAUAGAUCUAUCUAUUAUUAACUUUUCUAAUUCGCAUAUUGAUGCUGUGGUAAAUUGUGAUACUGUAAGAAACGGGUUUUGGUUUUUAACUAGCACAUAUGGAAAUCCAGACUCAAACCUUAGACACAGAUUGUGGGAUUUGAUUAGGUCAUUAUGUAGAAACAAUGAGGAUCCUUGGGAAGGGGCUCAGUGUAUCAGUGAGAGGCUAGAUAGGGGUCUGGCCAAAUCUGAAUGGUGGCACAUGUGUCCUAAUGCUAGUGUUACUCAUGGAUUGGUGGCAUUUUCAGAUCAUGUCCUUAUAUGGAUGGACAUGGAGAGGUCUUGUGGUAAUCAAUUGGCCAUAUGGGAUAGACAUUCUUUUGGUCAUAUGCAAAAAAAGCUUCUUCAAGCAAAACAACACAUGUCGAUGCUUCAUGAAAAGGUUCAUUUGGGGGCUAAUAGAGAGAUGCAUAAAUGGCUUGAAAGGGAUGAGGUUAUAUGGAGACAAAGAUCAAAGGCAUUGUGGCUCAAAGAAGGUGACCAAAACUCAAAGUAUUUUGACCUGAAAGCUUCUCAGAGGAUAAGAAAGAAUAAGAUAGGAAAGCUUGAAGAUGAUAAUGGGGUGUGGCUGGAACCAGAAGGCAGGGAUAGGCUCAUCAUGGAUUAUUUCAGAAAUUUAUUCAAAACUUCUAGUCCAAAUGGUUCAUUGAACUUUCUGGAGCCUUUUGCUGGUAGGGUGAGCAACAAUAUGAAUGAGGAGUUGUGCAACGAAUAUUCUACAGAAGAGGUAAAAGCAGCUCUGCAACAAAUGAAUCCCACAAAAGCCCUUGGCCCAGAUGGCAUGUCUCCAAGUUUUUUCCAAAAAUACUGGAAUGUGGUGGGGGAGUCAGUGACUUCAACCAUCUUGGUACAUUAA